AUGGAAGGGCCUAAAGUUUUGACAUUUGGUUCUAUCAAUAUUGACGAGUUUUUCGAAGUUCCUCAUAUAGUUUCAAGUGGAGAAACUAUAACGAGCAGUAAAUAUUCUCAAAAAGCUGGAGGAAAAGGUGCAAAUCAAUCAGUUGCUUUAGCAAAGGCGGGUGCAUUCGUAUGGCAUGCAGGGAAAAUCGGACGUGAUGGCACAUGGAUCAAGGAAUAUAUGAAAGAAUUUGGAGUUAAGGUGGAUCAUAUAAUUAUUUCGGAAGAUCAGCCAACGGGACGCGCUUUUAUCCAAAUUUCUCAAGAAACGCGAGAUAAUUCUAUUGUUCUUCUUCCAGGAACAAAUCACAUGAUUAGUUUGAACGAAGCAAGUAAAAUUUUAGACCGGGAAUUUGGAAUAGGAGAUUGGGUUAUUAUGCAAAAUGAAAUUGGACAAAUUGGAGGCGAAAUUUUAAAACUCUGCAAGGAAAAAGGGCUCACGAUUGUUUUCAAUCCAGCACCAAUUUCUGAAAAUAUCAUCACAGUAUUUUCAUUUAAUCUCGUAGAUUAUUUAAUCGUUAAUAAAUUAGAAGCUUUUCAGCUUUAUAAACAAAUAAGUGAAUCGAAUUGCGAUGACAAAAAUAUUUCUGCACAGGAUUUACUUACAUUUAUAUCAAAUGAGUAUCAACAACUUAUUGGAAUAAUCAUCACUUUCGGAAGUGAAGGACUAUACGCGUGGUAUAGACCAGAACAUAGAAUGUUUAACCUUCCUGCAUUUAAAACGGAAGUUUUGGAUACGACAGGGGCAGGCGAUACAUUUGCAGGAUAUUUUAUAACUUGUAUAGUUCGAGAACUUAAAUGUAGGAAAAAUGAUGGAUCCAUUCCUAUCACAGAUGUCAAUUCUUCUAUGAAUUUACCAACAGCGGAAGGUUUUCUAAAUGCAUUGAAAGAGGCUACCGUCGCAGCAGGUCUGACUGUUAGUAGACUUGGUGCAAUGGAAAGUAUUCCUUCAUUUAGUGAUGUUCAAAGAAACAAAACCAUUUUUGAUAUUGAACUACAGAAAAGAAAAAUUAUGUGA
Messenger RNA from Funneliformis caledonium, 1056 nucleotides. The record is from the annotation of a GenBank genome assembly. NCBI's taxonomy places the organism in Eukaryota, Fungi, Glomeromycota, Glomeromycetes, Glomerales, Glomeraceae.